Messenger RNA from Dovyalis caffra, 699 nucleotides. Lineage: Eukaryota; Viridiplantae; Streptophyta; Magnoliopsida; Malpighiales; Salicaceae. The record is from the annotation of a GenBank genome assembly.
AUGCCCACUCCCGUCUUUGCAAUUUCAUCUAACCUCAUGAAGAAAGCCAUCCCAUUUUACGCACCAGACUCAACCAUAAUUAAAUCAUCAAAAAACUCCUCGUCUCUUUUAUACUCCUCUACAAUUGCAAAUAAAAAGAUCAUCAAGAGCCAUGUUUAUGGCAAACCAGACCUUAUCUCACUUGUAUCUCAGUUACUAGUCCAUAACCAAUCUAAUAUCUCACCUCAGAUUACAGGCAAGAACUUACCAGAAUUUCCAAGAAGGUCUAAUAACGAGAUUGAGACUAGUCCACCUGAUGACGGAUGCAUAAAACCUCCAAGGAUUCUAGAGGUGCCUAAUCCUGGACCUGACUUCCCGUUUCCACCGUUACCAUCUCCUCCAACGCCUCCUGACGUUCCACUACCACCGCCAGGGACACCUCGGCCACUGCCACCGAAUCGACUGCCCCCCAAGUUGCCUCCUGACCCUGAUAUUAUACCACCUCCUGCUCCCCCGCCCCCUGAUAUUCAGCCUCCACCGCAUACGCCAGAUGUUAAUCCACCAGUACCUGGGCCGUAUGUGUUCUAUGCUAGAGUUGUCAGAUCAUGUUUGGAACUGUCUACUGUAACAGCUCAACAAGAACAUGUAUAUGGACCAUUACUUUCAUCGCGGAGGAUGGGCCUACAGCUCAAGAAAUAUAAUAAGGUCGGGUUGUUGUGA